AUGGCUCAAUCUUCUCACAGAGACGAUUUCUUCCAGACCUCGGCUGCUCUGGGUGAGCAGGAACGAAAAGAUACCAAAUCUCAGAAUACAAACGGAAAUCCCAUUCGAUUGCAAAGUAAAAUCCUGGCUAUCCAAGCGGGUCCUUUGAAUUCCGGCUCUGUCUUUGUGGCUCAGAGUACCGGUGCUGUUCGGAGGGUCAUCCUCGAAACAGGAGAAACUGCCGCUUUAUACAAAGGACCAACUGCUCCGGUCACCAGCAUUUGCUUCAGCCCAGAUGGAAAGCUACUGUUCGCCGGAUGCUGGGACAAGACCGUAUGGAGCUGGGAUGUGGCCACGCGGCAACCUAAACAGCGGUAUGAGGGGCAUACCGACUUCGUAAGGGCCGUCACCAGUACAAGACUGCAUGGACAAGAUCUUCUCAUUACCGGAGGAGCCGAUGCGCAAAUCCUGGUAUUCGACAUUGCCAGUGGCCAACGACUACACGUUCUCAAGGGUCACGCCAAGGGCCUCCAAGAUCUAGCGAUGGAUCCUGCCUCCCUGGACCCAGAAAGCAAGGAAAUGAUUGUAUACAGUGCGGGAAGCGAUCGUGAGAUUCGACGCUUCGACAUUUCCGCUGGCAGCCAAGAUCUCACUCACACGGACCCUCUGUUGGUCCAUGACACCAGUGUCUACAAGCUUUUCUUUGACAACGAUGCUGAUCUCUGGACCGCCUCUGCUGACAGAACGGCAAAAUGUCUCGUAAGAGACGACAACUGGAAGCCUAACCUCGUGCUGCAACACGAUGAUUUUGUCCGGGAUGUAGUGGUUUACGAACAAGGAGGCUGGGUGGUUACCGCCUGCAGAGAUGAGGAAGUUCGUGUGUGGAAUCGAUCGACAGGAAAGCUCUACCAUACAUUCUCCGGCCAUUACGAGGAAGUCACAGGACUUGUGCUCAUUGGGUCGACCGUCGUCAGCGUUGGCAUCGAUGCAACCAUCCGUCAAUGGUCUCUCAAGCCGGAUGAACUUCAGACUGCGGUGGAAAAGGUGAAGAAGACUAUACCCGAUGAGGACGAGGAGAAGCCGAACCCCGAGUCCAUGUUGACCGAGGAGGAAGAGCGGGAGCUGGCCGAACUGAUGGAGGAGGAAUGA
This is a messenger RNA of Aspergillus glaucus CBS 516.65, 1128 nucleotides long. Its product is annotated as WD40 repeat domain-containing protein. Lineage: Eukaryota; Fungi; Ascomycota; Eurotiomycetes; Eurotiales; Aspergillaceae. The transcript has 4 exons. The record is from RefSeq and is a predicted model, not a curated record. The coding region runs from base 1 to 1128 and encodes 375 amino acids. Gene Ontology annotation, molecular function: protein binding; U4 snRNA binding; U6 snRNA binding. Gene Ontology annotation, cellular component: U4/U6 x U5 tri-snRNP complex. Gene Ontology annotation, biological process: mRNA splicing, via spliceosome.